AUGUCGUCCUUUUUUAAGAAAUUGAACAUCUUUAAUAGAACUUCUGCUCCAACUCAGCCUCAAUAUAAAUCAAACAAACCUCCAAAUACAGGGUUUAGACAACAGAGAUUAAAGUCAUGGCAACCUAUUCUAACACCCCAGAGUGUACUACCAAUAUUGAUAUUUUUUGCAUGCAUAUUUACACCUAUCGGGAUUGGUUUAGUAGCUAGCAGUAAUGGUGUACAAGAUUUUUCAAUCGAUUACAGUCAUUGCGAUACUAAAGCUACAGAUGAAUAUCAAGACAUUCCUCAUAAAUACGUAAGACACCAUUUUAAGGAGAAACUAUCUUAUCAACCUCAAUGGAGAGCAAUUGUGGAUGAUGAGGAGACAACAUGCCAGCUGCAAUUUGAAAUACCAAAUACCAUUAAAAAUCAUAUUUAUGUAUAUUAUAAAUUAACUAAUUUCUACCAAAAUCAUAGAAGAUACGUAGAAUCAUUCGACCAUAGACAACUUAAAGGGAAGGCCCUUAAAUACGAAGACCUCAGUAUACAUUGUAAACCGCUUAGAGGUGAAGGUGAAAAGGCAGUUUAUCCAUGUGGUCUUAUUGCAAAUUCAAUGUUUAAUGAUACGUUUGAUACCCAGUUAACUGGUGCAGAUGACAACACUGAUGAUUUUGAACUAACUAAUAAGCAUAUAUCUUGGUCAAUUGAUCGUCACCGUUACAAAAUGACGAAGUAUAAUGCGUCCGAUAUUGUUCCGCCACCCAAUUGGAGAAAGAAAUACCCUGACGGAUAUACUGAUGAUAAUAUUCCAAAUAUUCAUGAAUGGGAAGAAUUCCAAGUUUGGAUGCGUACAGCUCCCUUUCCAAAAUUUUACAAACUAGCUUUGAAAAAUGAAUCCGCUCAUUUACCAAAUGGGAAAUAUACAAUGGAUAUUGGUCUUAACUACCCUGUAUCUAUAUUUGGUGGCUCAAAAAGUUUUAUUAUAACAACCAAUGGUGUUACAGGAUCGAGAAACCUAUCGUUAGGGAUAACGUAUCUAAUAGUUGCAGGUUUGGCAGCAUUAUUUGGGGCUAUUUUCCUCAUUAAAAUGGUAUUUCAACCAAGAACUCUUGGGGAUCACAAUUAUUUGAAUUUCGAGAAUCCUGACAACGCUCAACAUGAUGAAGAAUAUGCCCACGAAGAGAUACCUCUCCGUGAUAUUUUAUAG
Maudiozyma saulgeensis is the source of this 1188-nucleotide messenger RNA. The record is from the annotation of a GenBank genome assembly. NCBI's taxonomy places the organism in Eukaryota, Fungi, Ascomycota, Saccharomycetes, Saccharomycetales, Saccharomycetaceae.